AUGAUGUGGUUCAGGACGGCGAUUGUACUCCUCGCCUCUUGCGCCCUUCCCUCGUCGGCCGUCUUCGUUGAUGAGAUCGACCAUCUCGAUUUCCAUCAUGCCCUCCUCGGCACCCCAUCCCCACAAUCGACUUUCUUCCACCAGCCCUCAUCUUCGUCAAACGCGUCGUUAUUAUACACUCUUUCGGAGCGAUCGAUUAUAGGAGCAGUCAACCCGAGAGAUGGAGCAAUUGUGUGGAGACAGGACUUGACACAGCUUGGUUCGACGCAGGGCGUCGAGGGCUUUCUGCGUGCUAGCGAUGGAGAAGCUACAGUUGUUAGUGCGAUUGGCGACAAAGUCACUGCCUGGGGUGCGCCAGAUGGGAAAUUACACUGGGAAAAUAGACUACUUGGCGGAGUCGUGAAGGAUUUGGAAUUACUAGAGCUUGAAGAUGGGCGAACAAACAAUCAUGGUCGGGAUGUACUUGUUUUAUCUGAGGGUAAAGGGGGACUUGUUCAGCGGCUGGACGCAACGACCGGAACAGCCAAAUGGGAGUUCAAGGAUGAGAGCACCGACGUACCAUUUCAGGUAUCCUCUUCCGCAACAGAGGUGUUCUACAUCUCUCUCCAAUCGGCUCUCCUCAAGGGUUACAAGAUUAGAGUAACUUCCCUAGACUCGCAGACCGGAAAGCAAAAAGGCCAUCAUACACUUUCUUCCGAAAACGAUGUGUCCGGACCCGAGUCUGUGCUCCUAGUCGGCUCGAACACCGCUUCACCUUUCAUCGCAUGGGCUGAUAAGUCCAGCAAGACACUGAAAGUUAACAUUAUCGGAUCAAAGAAUGUUGUCAAUUUUGACAUCGAAAAUACGAGUAACGAAGAGAUUCGCGAUAUUAAGAUCUACGGACCGACAGGCCUGAACUGUCUUCCACAUUUCUUGGUCAGCUACGACACCGACUCCUCAUCAUGGGCUGAGGUCUACCAUAUCGAUCUACAGACUUCAUCAAUCUCACAAGCCUAUCGGCUACCGCGUACAUCUGGGAAGUCUGUUUUCGCAGUUAGUCACAGAGCUGCAAACGUCUUCUUUACUCGAAUUACCGAUACAGAAGUAUCUGUUUUCUCGUCGGCUUCGCAUGGAAUCUUGGGCAGAUGGCCAUUCACAAAGAGCGGACAUGGAAGUUCGAGCAGUGCCGUUGCAGAGGUUAUAAGCAAAGGUGACUCCGCUGCUGUACGCUUUGCGUAUGUAUUGGACUCAGGAGAUUGGCAACUGAACCGUAAUGGGGGACACGAAUGGACGAGACACGAAUCACUUUCAGGUGCUGUUGCUGCUGCAUGGGCUGAACCUAACGUCAGCGAGGAUCUCGUUCACGAACUGGAGUUGGAAGGUCAUGAAGAUGUUUUGAGUGCCUACAUUCAUCGGGUGAAGCGCCACGCUAGAGACCUGGAACACUUGCCAACUUGGCUACAAGAACUGCCACAACGCAUCUUUUCCAGCUUUUUGUCCGCCGAGGUCACUAACCUGGAUAGUUUUGGGGUGAAGAAAUUCGCCAUCGUGGCCACAGAGAAGGGAAGAGUCAUAGCUGUUGAUACCGGGAAUCACGGCUCCGUGUCCUGGAAUGUGAAAGUUGUCGACACUGCUGAUUGGAAGGUCAAAGCGAUUAAGACUGACUUGGGCGCUGUCACCAUCUAUGCCGAGGACGGAAGCACUGUUUCGCUUAAUGUUACCUCUGGCAGUAUCAUAUCUCAGAAAGCUUCUGGCGCACAUAUCCGUUCCGUUGCUCUAGUUCCCACUGAGAAGGGCGUAAACACGGUUGCCGUUGCAGUCGCAGAAGAUGGAACGCCUCUUGAACCCCUUCAGGAGGCAGGUUAUCUCGUGACUUUGAGUGAAGAUUAUAGAGUGCUUGGAUGGGAUCUGUCAAAUAAUAAAGUUCCUGUUUGGCAAUUCCUGCCACCUGCAGGAGAGCGAAUCAUCUCAGCAACCUCACGACCAGCGCACGAUCCUGUUGCAUCGAUUGGCAAAGUACUCGGAGAUCGCUCGGUUCUCUACAAAUAUCUCAACCCAAAUCUUGCUCUUAUUACCGCUAUUGGACCAAAUACGGCGACCUUUUACCUGCUUGAUUCGGUCACAGGCAAAGUGCUUCAUUCAAGCACGCACAAGGGUGUAGACAACACACAGCCCAUCACAUCAAUCAUCUCAGAGAACUGGUUCGCCUAUUCACUCUGGGCAGAUUUGACCGAUGAAUCAGAAUCCAAAGGCUAUCAACUCAUCGUCUCCGAGCUAUACGAAUCUGCUCUCCCCAACGACCGUGGCUCAUUAGGAACAGCAGGAAAUUACUCCAGUCUCGGUGGAACCAAUACUUACCCCAAACCCCAUGUCGUCUCACAAGCAUUCAUCAUUCCCGAACCCGUCUCCCACCUCGCCGUAACCCAAACACGACAGGGAAUCACAAUCCGACAACUCGUCUGUACCUUGCCAGCAUCUGACGCCAUCGUCGGUAUCCCACGCCACGUCCUCGACCCCCGUCGGCCGAUCGGCCGUGAUGCAACACCCGCCGAAAUCGAAGAAGGUCUCUUCAGAUACACUCCCAACCUCGAAUUCGACGGUCGCUGGUAUCUCACCCACUCUCGGGAUGUAGCCGGUAUCCGUGCCGUCAUCGUCUCUCCCACGUUACUCGAAAGUACAGGCCUAGUUUUUGCCUUUGGUGGUGAUGUAUUCGGUACUCGGGUUGCGCCGAGUCAGGCCUUUGAUAUUUUGGGCAGGAGUUUUGCCAAGUUGCAGCUUCUGGGGACAGUGGUUGCUCUUGCGGUUGGUGUAUGGUUUUUGGCUCCGAUGGCUCGGAGAAAGCAAAUCAACCUUAUCUGGAAGCGGUAG
Messenger RNA from Talaromyces stipitatus ATCC 10500, 2847 nucleotides. RefSeq lists its product as uncharacterized. Bases 1 to 2847 code for a protein of 948 amino acids. Gene Ontology annotation, molecular function: protein binding. The record is from RefSeq and is a predicted model, not a curated record. The transcript is spliced from 3 exons. Gene Ontology annotation, cellular component: EMC complex. NCBI's taxonomy places the organism in Eukaryota, Fungi, Ascomycota, Eurotiomycetes, Eurotiales, Trichocomaceae. Gene Ontology annotation, biological process: protein folding in endoplasmic reticulum.